GGCCCAAGCUUGGCGAUAAUGGAUGGCUCAUAUGGCGAACGUCCAAAGGUACAAGAGCUUAGGAAACAAGCAGGUAUGAUUCCGCUUUCGAUCAUCCUAUCCCCCGACCCCCUAAGAAAAAAUAAAAUAAAAAUAAAACAUCAAUCUUAUAUUACUAUUGAGCAACUGAGACUGAAGGAAGAACUUUUAAGUCGAUUGGCCUCAGUGCUUCUACCACAACUUCGACUGCAAUGUACCAGUCUUUCACACCAGUAUGCCGAGCUAUCUUACGUGCCGGAAGCGCCGGAAUCAACUGUCAAGCUCAUCUCAGAAAUCCAGGCCAAUCUUCAUCUAAAUCUUGCCCAGAUCAUCCAGACUAUCAAUCAACUCAUUCCAUACGAAAUCCCAGCACCUGAGAAUCGCACUCAUGAUCAAGACUUUAAUCGACUCAAAAUAUAUAGAAUUUACCGUCUCAAUCAUAUCAUUAGGAACGAUUUGAAAAUUCAUCUUGAAAGCUUAUUUCGCAAGUCGAUCCAAAUUCUUCGAGAAUUCGGAAUCUCAAGCCACGAGGAAAAACAUACGAAUACUAUGGAAUCUAUCUUGAUUGAUAUCAGCGAAGCAAUCGAUUCGGCAAUAGAACCCGCCAGACAACCACAGAUUGAACUUGGCAGAGCCCUCAUCCCAAUCUUCAAACUCUCAAGACUAUUUUUCAAGAAAUUACAGCAAGAGAAAAUCGAGAAGAAAGGCGCAGGAUUGUUCACAGAGAUGUGUUCCAGUCAACUGUAUUCUCUAGAGCGGUCGAUCCGAGGCAUCCCUCAAUCGAUUUCCAGUUUGAGGCAUACAAUCCAAGAUGCUGGUCAAUCAAUCCCAGUCUCUGCAACUGCUUCCCAGGUCAUGUCAAAACUCAGGGACAUCAUUGAUUAUUUCCAAUCUUUUAUCUUUCUCAUACAUCUCUAUGUUCUACCUAAUCUCUUCCCUCCUGAUAACUCAAGCAAUUUGUCCUCUCAACUUUAUUUUCAAAAGUGGUGUGUUACUUGGACUACAUUGCUCCUUAAAGCGGCCUAUAAUGCCACCCAAGCUGCCCAAUCAUUUAUAGAUGGUUAAUUGAAUCCCCAACUCUUUUCGUUCAUCUAGUGCCCUACUGGUGAUCAAUGCCUUCUUCUUUUCCCUCUUUUUUUUAAAAAAA
Molecule: messenger RNA, 1165 nt
Organism: Puccinia graminis f. sp. tritici CRL 75-36-700-3
Lineage: Eukaryota; Fungi; Basidiomycota; Pucciniomycetes; Pucciniales; Pucciniaceae
Exons: 3
Coding region: 19-1083 (354 amino acids)
Source: RefSeq, a predicted model, not a curated record